Molecule: messenger RNA, 1138 nt
Organism: Cryptotermes secundus
Lineage: Eukaryota; Metazoa; Arthropoda; Insecta; Blattodea; Kalotermitidae
Product: protein eva-1 homolog C
Exons: 6
Coding region: 140-1138 (332 amino acids)
Molecular function (GO): carbohydrate binding
Source: RefSeq, a predicted model, not a curated record
GCUUCACCUGUCAGUGACAGCUUCCGUCAUGGUGUGCGCUGUGUGGAUUACUUUGGGUCUAAACUAAUCAAUUAUUGCAGCUGAAAUGUCUGCUUCCACAAUAUAUUGAAAACAUAUCUUUUAAAAGUUUAUUUGUUGCAUGAUAAUGUUGUUGUUAAAAUUUUUAUGUGGUUUCAAUUGUAUAUGUUUUGGUGGCGUAACAAAGGUGAUGUGUAUCGUGGUUUGUGUGUCCAAGUUGAGAGUGCCCCUGGGGACACUGCCCCCCUCCUGGUGGAUGGUAUACCUUCUACUGCUGGUAUUUGCGGCCCUUCCAGUAGUCAUCUGUGACAAUCUAGCUCUCUUAUCAGGGACGCUGAGGACGUUCCAGCGCGCGGGCUGUGAUGACGAGGUCGUCACACUCAGGUGCCCCCACGGUACCAGCAUCUCGGUCCAGGUGGCGCAGUACGGCAAGUCCGCGCCCUCCAAGGCAGUCUGCCCCCAGCACUCCUCGACUCCCGGACAGCAGGAACUGCCGCCCAAUGUCACCUGCCUCUGGCCCAACGCUCUCCAGACGGUGGUGGAGGCCUGCCAGAAGAAGCGCCAGUGCAAAUUCCAGACGUCGCCCAAAACCUUCGGCGGGGAUCCUUGUCCGGGCGUGCGCAAAUACGUGGAGGUCGCUUACAAGUGCCGUCCAUACGAGUUUCGAAGCAAAGUGGCGUGUGAAAAUGACGUGGUACCGCUGAAAUGCAACCCCAACUCACGCAUCGCAGUGUACUCCGCCAGUUACGGACGGACAGAAUACGAGAGCAUCCAGUGUCCGCAACCCCAGGGAGUACCUGAAGAAACAUGUCUCGUGAGCUACGCUACGGAGACAGUGAUGAACAUCUGUCACGGGAAGAGGCGCUGCACACUGUCAGCCGACCCUGCUACAUUUGGCAACCCCUGUAAGCCAGAAUCACGCAUGUACCUCAAGGUGGUCUACACUUGCGGUGAAAAUGUCAAUUCAGCAACAGUGGUGGUCACUAUGGUGACAGUGGUAAUGGUCAUUGUCAUUGUUGUGAAUGUGGUCAUGGUGGUGGUUGUGGUUAUCACGGUCAUGGCAGUUGGGCUGGCGUCAGUAGACACAGCGACGGCAUAUAUAGCGAACAUCAGGUUUUAG